UGGAGCGGAUGGCCGAGCGGGCUGAUCAGAGCUAGCUGACAGUGUAGAGGGCCUGUUGCUGUAAGCCGGGUGUACAGGAGUGGAGGAUGCUGGACUUCGCUAUAUUCGCCAUCACCUUUCUGCUGAUCUUGGUGGGAGCAGUCCUGUACCUGUACCCGUCUUCCAGGCAAGCAUGUGGUAUCCCCGGGCUUGCUCCUACAGAAGAGAAAGAUGGAAAUCUGCAAGAUAUUGUAAAUACAGGAAGUUUGCAUGAAUUCCUGGUCAACUUACAUGAGAAGUUUGGACCUGUUGCUUCUUUCUGGUUUGGUCGUAGACUUGUAGUAAGUCUUGGAUCCUUAGACCUCCUGAAGCAACAUAUAAAUCCUAACAGAACAUCUGAUCCAUUUCAGACGAUGCUGAAAUCCCUCUUGGGUUAUCAAUCUGGAGUUAUCGGAGAAGCAGCUGAAAGUCAUAUACAGAAAAAGCUGUAUGAGAAUGCAAUAAACAAGUCUUUGCAAAGUAACUUCAGUGUAAUAAUUAAGCUUUCAGAGGAAUUGCUGUCAAAGUGGAUUUCCUACCCUCAGGGUCAGCAUGUGCCCCUGUGCCAGCAUAUGCUUGGGUUCGCCAUGAAAUCUGUCACUCAGACUGCAAUGGGAAGCAGCUUUGAAGAUGAUCAAGAAGUUAUCCGUUUCCGUAAAAAUCAUGAUGUUAUUUGGUCUGAGAUUGGAAAAGGUUUCCUUGAUGGCUCAAUAGAAAGGAGUCCAAGUCGGAAAAAGCAAUACGAAAAUGCUCUGAUGGAGAUGGAAGCUUUGUUAAAGAAAGCUAUUAAAGCGCGAAGAGGGAAAAAUCUUGGACGUUAUGUGUUUGUGGACUCCUUACUACAAGGGAACCUUGGUGAUAAGCAAGUUCUUGAAGACAGUAUGAUAUUCUCUUUGGCAGGAUGUGUGAUAACUGCAAAUUUGUGCACAUGGGCCAUUUAUUUCCUAACAACUGCAGAAGGUGUUCAGGACAAGUUGUACAAAGAGAUAACCCGAGUCCUUGGGAAAGGGCCUAUCACAGUGGAGAAAUUGGACCAGCUCAGCUAUUGCCGUCAGAUAUUGUCCGAAACAGUGAGGACGGCAAGGCUAACCCCAAUCUCUGCCCGUCUACAAGAGCUGGAAGGGAGAGUAGACCAGCAUGUUAUUCCUAAAGAGACACUUGUGCUCUAUGCGCUUGGUGUUGUUCUUCAAGACAGCACGACCUGGCCAUCUUCAUACAGGUUCAAUCCAGACAGAUUUGAAGAAGAGUCCGCUGGACAGAACCUUUCUUUGCUGGGCUUUUCAGGAAGUCAGGAGUGUCCAGAGCUUAGGUUUGCCUACAUGGUUGCAACAGUCCUUCUCUGCGUCCUUGUACGAAAACUGCAUUUGUUACCUGUGGAAGGUCAAGUGAUGGAGACCAAAUUUGAGCUAGUGACUUCUCCUAAAGAAGAAGCCUGGAUCACUGUGUCGAAAAGAAGCUAAGCCAACAAGUCAGUGGGCUUACUUCAUGGUCAGCUGAGGAGGUCA
Messenger RNA from Nanorana parkeri, 1523 nucleotides. RefSeq names its product cytochrome P450 20A1. Gene Ontology annotation, molecular function: iron ion binding; oxidoreductase activity, acting on paired donors, with incorporation or reduction of molecular oxygen; monooxygenase activity. Gene Ontology annotation, cellular component: membrane. The record is from RefSeq and is a predicted model, not a curated record. NCBI's taxonomy places the organism in Eukaryota, Metazoa, Chordata, Amphibia, Anura, Dicroglossidae. The transcript is spliced from 13 exons. The coding region runs from base 87 to 1478 and encodes 463 amino acids.